Molecule: messenger RNA, 2621 nt
Organism: Seriola aureovittata
Lineage: Eukaryota; Metazoa; Chordata; Actinopteri; Carangiformes; Carangidae
Product: calcium-responsive transcription factor-like
Exons: 16
Coding region: 305-2194 (629 amino acids)
Biological process (GO): regulation of transcription by RNA polymerase II
Cellular component (GO): nucleus
Molecular function (GO): RNA polymerase II cis-regulatory region sequence-specific DNA binding; DNA-binding transcription factor activity, RNA polymerase II-specific
Source: RefSeq, a predicted model, not a curated record
CAGGCAAACACAUAGACACAGACAACCAUUCACACUCACAGCCACACCUGUGGUUAGAGUAUCCAAUUAGCCUAGUCCCCAUUUUGCAUGUCUUUGGACUGUGGGGAAGCCGGAGAGAACCCGGAGAGAACCCACACUGGCACGGGGAGAACAUGCAAACUCCACACAGAAAGAUCCCACGGCCGAGCCGGGACUCAAACCCGGAACCUUCUUGCUGUGAGGCGACAGCGCUAACCACUGCACCACCGUGCAAGAUUAACAUAAGACUCAUCUGAAUAUGAGGUGUUGGUGAUGUGAGGAAAAGAUGGAGGAGGCAGGGCCAGAUCCCUCUGACUCUGGGGUCGUCACCACAGAGACGGUCGCUGACAGAAACACCUGUCCUGAGCCUGAACAGUCUGCAGGUCCUGGAUCAGCUGACUGGACCCUCCCACCACCCACAGCUAGUGUGACCACAGAAACAAAACCUCCUCUGCCUCCUGCAGGCUCCACCCCCUCAGAUCCAUCUGCUGACACCUGGAUGACAUCACAGCUGCAGGCUCCUCCCCUAGCACCGUUUCAGAAUCAGCUGAUCAUCAUGGAGCCGCGAGGUCAGACGCUGUCCUGUGAAUGUCUGGUGAUUGUGACGGACCAAUCAGAGGGAAGAGAGUAUUUUGUCAUUCCGUCCAAUCAGCUGUCAGGGUCCCAGCUGGCUGUGUUCUCCUCCAGCAGUCCAGCAGAUCCUGUUGUUGACGUCCCGGUAACCACGGUAACAGAUGACAGCACCAGCAGCAGUGGAGCUCCCAGUGAACAGACGGCUGCCACCAGCCGUCUGGAUGUUUCUGCUCCGACGAAGACGCUGUCCUCCGACGCCCCCAGCUGGGCUCUGAGACUACGCAGCAUGGAGAAGUUGGGAGAUUCCUACAGAGGGUUCUGCUGUUCGGGGGCAGAGGUGGAGGCCAUCUUGUUGCUCCAUAAACAAGAGACCAGUUGUGUUUUUGGGACUCGUCAGUCUCCAUCUUUGGACAAACCAGCAACCAGACUCAUGUGGAAGUCGCAGUACGUCCCCUACGAUGGCAUCCCAUUCGUCAACGCAGGCAGCAGGGCAGUGGUGAUGGAGUGUCAGUUCGGACCUCGCAGGAAGGGACAGCAGCCGAAGAAGAAUUCUGAGCUCACUGAUGAGGUCACGUACAAAGCUACCUGUCCGGCCAGGAUCUACAUAAAGAAAGUUCGAAAGUUUCCAGAGUUCAGAGUUUCUACAGAGCUGACAGCCGACAGGAAGACAGUGAGACAGGAACAGGAAAAGGCCUUCCAGUGUCUGAAGAACCAGAACCUGGAGACUGGAGGGGUCAUCAGGUUUUACCUGCAGCUCCCCACUGAGAGAGCUCACCUGUAUCAUUCUAUGGACUUGCCCCCCAUUCCACCUCCUCCCCCUGACCUCCCGCCUCCCACCUACCAGCCUGAGGAAGAGGAGGAGGAGACAAUGGAGGAGAAGGGACAGCAGACUGGGCUGAUGCCGUCUCGUCUCCACCCGCGGGUGGCAGAGAGGAUCAGACAGCUGGUGGCUGCAGGUCAUCACCAGGUCUACACCGUCCGCAAACAGCUCAGGCGUUUUGUGGAGAAGGAGCUGUUUAAAUCUGAAGGACUUCCAGAGAGACACAACCUGAGGUUCUUCCCCACCAUCAACGACAUCAAGAACCACAUCCACGAGUCCCAGAAGGCCCUGGGGCUGACGGCCAGCGCCACCGAGUGGACAGAAGGCAGUACUGACCCCCUGGAGGAGACGGUCACACUGACACUGACUCCUGCUGCUGAAGACGUGGACGGCAGUGACUGUUUGUCUCCUGAAGCCGUUCAGCUCUUCAGCUCUCUCACCUCUCUGCAGCCAAAGAUCUUUGCUCAGCUGCAGGGAAUCCUUCAGCCGCUCCCUCCUCCUCCUCCCUUGCCCUCCCUGCCCCUGGUCAUCAGUCCCUCCUUCUUCCUCCAGACCCCUGCAGGGGGGUCAGCAGGGGCAUCGGGCCCAGAGGAAAAGCUAGAUGUGGGGCAGCAGGCUGGUGGAGGAACCCAGCAGGUGGUUCUCCAGAAUGGAGAGAACGUGGAGCUGCAGAUCAUCGAUGCCACUGACAACAGAGAGCAGGCCAACGAGCUUCAGGUGGAGUUGAAGGAAGAAGAAGAAGAGGAGAUGAAGAUGAAAGAGAUGGAGGACCCUCCAUGUUGAAUCUACAGAAUUAAUAUCAUUAGUGUGACAGUCAUGUUACUCUGCUGCUCCGAAUUAACACUAACUCAUUAAUUACAUUUGAAUUAAUUUUGUUCUUUGAGCUGCUGCUGGGCUUUUACUUUGAAACAUCUGUGCAGGAAGUGUAAUUUGAUGGUAAGCAUUUAGAAAUGAUCAGUGAAUGAAAACUGAAUUUCCUUUAGAAAACAGGGUAAAUCAUUUUUCAGUGUGAAGUUUAUGAUACGAGCAGACUGGUCGUACAGCUGAAACUUACAAAUGUGAAUAUUGUUGAUGUAAAUAACAUCCUGUGUUUUGUACAGUCUUAAUAUUUGCACUUUAUCUUUAAGAUGGAAAAUGUUCUCAAUACAUUGUUUUAUCAGGUUAUGUUUUUUUUCUUUCAUUAAGGACUAAUGUCAAAUUAAUGUGAUUA